Molecule: messenger RNA, 1364 nt
Organism: Durusdinium trenchii
Lineage: Eukaryota; Dinophyceae; Suessiales; Symbiodiniaceae
Source: the annotation of a GenBank genome assembly
UUGUUGACCUACUCGGUUACUUUGCUGGGCAGCGUUUGUGUGAUGGAGCCUCCAGCGAAGAGGAGCCGAGAGGAUCCUCAAAGGGCACGGGUGGUUCUUUGUGGAGCUGGCUCUUGGGCACAAGGUUGGCACCUGCCACAGCUGCAGAGAGAUCCCUCAGUGGAGCUUGUGGCGAUUGUCGAUCCAGCUACAUCAACAUGGAGCAAAUACAAUCUAGACAUGAAGCCGACCAAAGAGCUGGCUGAAAUGUACGAGGUGCAGCAUGCAGGGUUCUGGAUGGAUGGAGAGAGAGCGAGAGAGAGAGAGAGAGAGAGAGAGCGCGCAUGUUGCAAGGUGUGGCAAGGCCGCUGAAUAUGUCGUACGUAGUUUGUCCAAAAGCAACCUCCCAUACUAGGUCGAUCGGAUCCCAGGUUCCUGUCUUCCAAGACUUCGCUGAGUUCCUCAGAUCUAGUCUUGCUCAAAGAACUGAUGGGGUGAUUAUUUCGUCAACUCACACCACGCACUGCAGCCUAGGACUGCAGGCAGCAGAGGCGAAAUUGCACAUUUUCAUGGAAAAGCCCAUGACCACGAGCUCGAUUGAAGCUCGCAAGCUGCUUUGUGCGGCCAAAGACCUGAAGUCUCUGGGCAAAGUUUUCAUGGUGAACCAUUCUGCCAACUUCACAAACCAAGCCUUACGAGCUCGAGAAAUCCUUCGUGCAGGGAAAAUCGGAGAAGUUGAGCACGUCACUUGCCACAUGAUCCGUGAGCGCGAAUUCUUCGAAGAUCUGCAAAACAAACUCUGGGUUUGCAGCUCUGAAGGAUCUGCUGCUGGAAACGGGUUUGCGUGGGGCCAAAGCUGCCACACAUUGGCAUGGGUUUACUUUGUCACUGGCUUGAUUCCUCAGAGUGUUUUUUGCAAGAUGGUUUACUCCAAGAAGACUGGUGCUGACAUAUUCACUUCAGCUAUCAUCGAAUGUACGAAUGGAGCUACGAUUACUUGCCAAGGCCUUGCAGGCCUGCCUGGUGGAAACUCUGUGGGUUCGGCCUCUGCAACGGGAAAGUUGAUCGAGAACAAGAUAUUCGGAUCCAAGGGUUGCUUGCUUUACAGUGGUGACGAUGCAGAUCCUGGCUCGGGCCAGCUGGAGGUGUGCAGCGAUGGCUUCCACGAGGUGAUGCCGGGGUUUUACUUUGAAAAUACAACGAAAGAAGGCUUUGGUCCAGAGUCCUUGCGCUGCUUUGGGGAUGCUUGCCGUGGCAAGACAAUAACAAAUUGCUCUGAUGCCUACGUGUCCCUGCAAGUUGUACUGACAAUCGAGGCAAUGUACGAAAGCGCAAAGUCUGGAUCUGUCCAGAAGAUCCGGGAAUGACUGGAAUUUGAGUCAAAA